AUGCCCGUCCUAGACAUCGCCGUCGCCUUGCUUCCGUACUGGCGUUCAUGUCUGUGGCGGCUGCCGUCUCUGCUAGAUGCGUUGAUCUCACCUGCUCCGUUCCCUGUGCAGAUGCAGGGCGUGCGGGUAAGACCUAAAGCUGAGCUCUCUGGCGGACGGUUGUUCUGCUGCAAGUGCGGCACCCACCUCCACGUGCGGGCGCUCCGCCUCUUCUUGCGCCGGACGCGGUUGCUGUGCUGCAAGUGCGGCGCCCACCUCGGUUACGGCUACCACGAGCAUGACACCACUGCCGACAGCAAGGCUCCCCGGAAUGGAUUCCAGAAGAUUGACAAGAUCAAGGACUCUAACAGGCAGUCCAAGCAGCUGGAGGAGCUCACUGGGAAGAUGAGGGAGUGCAAGCGGAUACAUGUCGCAUGGGUGAGAUCAGAAGGUCCAGGUCAUUGUUUGGCAAUGUAUCUGUGGCUUACGCUGAAAACUUCCUCUCAUAAUGAUGGUUGCUGUGUGACCUUAUCAGUGGUUUAUGUUGGAAGCAAGCAUGUUUUUUGAUAACUUCUUCUACGCUGGUGACUGUUGGCUGAAGUUAUUUCAGUGCGAGAACUGAGCUAUACUUCAAGUGUAUCUCUGCUGUAAUCAUUAGCAUCAGACCCAUGCUAUGUACGGAAACUGUGUCAACAUAAUAUUAUUUCCAGGGAGGGUUGCAGGUAAUUAUUCUUCAAAA
This is a messenger RNA of Lolium rigidum, 718 nucleotides long. RefSeq lists its product as uncharacterized. Bases 1 to 546 code for a protein of 181 amino acids. The record is from RefSeq and is a predicted model, not a curated record. The transcript is spliced from 4 exons. NCBI's taxonomy places the organism in Eukaryota, Viridiplantae, Streptophyta, Magnoliopsida, Poales, Poaceae.